CCGUGCGCACGGGCGGGAGGGCGGGAUCACGGGGGAGGGCGUCGCGCGUCGGGCAGUUCGCGCGGGAGCCAAGCGCCGUGGCCCGGGGUUGCAAGUCGGUGGGAACGGAAGCCGCCGCAGGGCGGCGGGGAAGCCGGGAUGGCGACGCCGAGCAAGAAACCGUCGUCCUCCAGCCCCCAAGCCUCCAAGCGACCGCACCCCAGAGACUCCUCCGCGGAGGUCCCGAACAAGAGAAAGAGUUCGACCCCGUCGGCGCCCCCGGGGCCCCCGCCUCCCCUGCCUCCCCCGCCGGCGCCGCUGCAGUCGUCCGGGCCUUUCGUGGAGGGCUCCAUCGUCCGCAUCGCCAUGGAGAACUUCCUAACAUAUGAUAUCUGUGAAGUAUCUCCUGGACCCCAUUUGAAUAUGAUUAUUGGAGCUAAUGGAACAGGAAAAUCCAGCAUUGUGUGUGCCAUUUGCCUUGGACUAGCAGGCAAACCUGCUUUUAUGGGACGAGCAGAUAAGGUUGGCUUUUUUGUGAAGAGAGGAUGUACCAAAGGAAUGGUCGAAAUUGAAUUGUUCAGGAAUUCUGGAAAUCUUAUAAUCACCCGUGAGAUUGAUGUGUCAAAAAAUCAGUCCUUUUGGUUCAUCAAUAAAAAAGCUACAACCCAGAAAACAGUAGAAGAACAAGUUGCAGCCUUAAAUAUUCAAGUGGGCAAUCUUUGCCAGUUUCUACCUCAGGAUAAAGUUGGGGAAUUUGCCAAACUCAGUAAAAUUGAACUCCUCGAGGCUACUGAGAAGUCAAUUGGUCCUCCAGAAAUGCACAGAUAUCACUGUGAACUCAAAAACUUCAGGGAGAAAGAAAAACAACUAGAGACCUCGUGUAAAGAGAAAACUGAAUAUCUAGAGAAAAUGAUUCAGAGAAAUGAAAGAUAUAAACAAGAUGUGGAGAGAUUCUAUGAACGAAAGCGACAUUUAGAUUUGAUUGAGAUGCUUGAAGCAAAAAGACCAUGGGUGGAGUAUGAAAAUGUUCGUCAGGAGUAUGAGGAAGUAAAACUAGCUCGAGACCGAGCAAAGGAAGAGGUCAGAAAACUUAAAGAAGGACAGAUUCCCAUGACACGACGGAUUGAAGAAAUUGAUAAGCAGCGACACAUUUUGGAAGCGCGAAUCAAAGAGAAGGCAACCGAUAUUAAGGAAACAUCUCAAAAAUGCAAGCAAAAGCAAGAUGUUAUAGAAAGGAAAGAUAAACAUAUUGAGGAACUUCAGCAGGCCUUAAUAGUAAAACAGAAUGAAGAGCAUGACCGACAGAAGAGGAUAAGUAAUACCCGAAAAAUGAUAGAAGAUUUGCAGAAUGAACUAAAGACCACAGAAAACUGUGAAAAUCUCCAACCCCAGAUUGAUGCCAUAACACAUGACCUGAGAAAAGUUCAAGAUGAAAAAGCAUUGUGUGAAGGCGAGAUCAUUGAUAAGCGAAGAGAGAGGGAGACCCUAGAGAAGGAGAAACGGAGUGUGGAUGAUCACAUUGUACGUUUUGACAAUCUUAUGAACCAAAAAGAAGAUAAGCUGAGACAAAGAUACCGUGAUACUUAUGAUGCAGUUUUAUGGUUAAGAAAUAACAGAGACAAAUUUAAGCAAAGAGUCUGUGAGCCCAUAAUGCUUACGAUCAAUAUGAAAGAUAAUAAAAAUGCCAAAUACAUUGAAAAUCAUAUUCCAUCAAAUGACUUGAGAGCCUUUGUAUUUGAAAGUCAAGAAGAUAUGGAAGUUUUUCUCAAAGAGGUUCGUGAUAAUAAAAAAUUACGAGUAAAUGCUGUUAUUGCUCCCAAGAGUUCAUAUGCAGACAGAGCACCAUCAAGAUCUCUAAAUGAACUCAAACGAUAUGGAUUCUUCUCUUAUUUGCGAGAGUUAUUUGAUGCUCCUGAUCCUGUCAUGAGUUACCUUUGCUGCCAGUAUCAUAUUCAUGAAGUUCCUGUAGGAACUGAAAGGACCCGAGAGAGAAUUGAGCGGGUAAUACAAGAAACCCGAUUAAAGCAAAUUUAUACAGCAGAAGAAAAGUAUGUGGUGAAGACUUCUUUUUACUCAAACAAAGUGAUUUCUAGUAACACAUCCUUAAAAGUUGCCCAGUUUCUCACAGUCACUGUGGAUCUUGAGCAAAGAAGACACUUAGAAGAACAGCUAAAGGAAAUUAAUCGGAAAUUGCAAGCAGUAGAUUCAGCAUUGAUUGCCUUGCGUGAGACAAACAAGCAGCUAGAGCACAAAGACAAUGAACUUCGACAGAAGAAGAAGGAGCUUCUUGAAAGAAAAACCAAGAAAAGACAAUUGGAGCAGAAAAUUAGUUCCAAACUAGGAAGUUUAAAGCUGAUGGAACAAGAUACUUGCAACCUUGAAGAGGAAGAACGGAAAGCAAAUACCAGAAUAAAAGAACUAAAUGUUCAAAAAGCUAAACUUGUUACUGAAUUAACAAACUUGAUAAAGAUUUGUACUUCUUUGCAUAUCCAAAAAGUAGAUUUAAUUCUUCAAAAUACUACAGUGAUCUCUGAGAAGAACAAGUUAGAAUCAGAUUAUAUGGCUUCAUCAUCUCAACUACGUACCACAGAGCAACAUUUCAUUGAACUGGAUGAAAAUAGACUGAGAUUACUACAAAAAUGCAAGGAACUUAUGAAAAGAGCUAGGCAAGUAUGUAACCUGGGUGCAGAACAGACCGUUCCUCAAGAAUAUCAGACACAAGUACCCACCAUUCCAAAUGGACACAACUCCUCACCCCCUAUGGCUUUCCAAGAUCUUCCAAACACAUUGGAUGAAAUUGAUGCUUUAUUAACUGAAGAAAGAUCAAGAGCAUCUUGCUUCACAGGACUGAAUCCUACAGUUGUUGAAGAAUAUACAAAAAGAGAAGAAGAAAUAGAGCAAUUAACUGAGGAACUAAAGAUAAAGAAUGUGGAACUAGAUAAAUACAGGGAAAACAUUUCACAGGUAAAAGAAAGAUGGCUAAAUCCUUUAAAAGAGCUGGUAGAAAAAAUUAAUGAAAAAUUCAGCAACUUUUUCAGUUCCAUGCAGUGUGCUGGUGAAGUUGAUCUACAUACAGAAAAUGAGGAAGACUAUGAUAAAUAUGGAAUUCGAAUUAGAGUGAAAUUUCGUAGCAGUACUCAACUUCAUGAAUUAACACCUAAUCAUCAAAGUGGAGGAGAAAGAAGUGUUUCCACCAUGUUAUACUUGAUGGCACUUCAAGAGCUUAACAGAUGUCCAUUCAGAGUAGUUGAUGAAAUCAAUCAGGGAAUGGACCCAAUCAAUGAGCGGAGAGUUUUUGAAAUGGUUGUAAAUACUGCUUGUAAAGAAAACACAUCUCAGUACUUCUUUAUUACACCAAAGCUGCUGCAAAAUCUCCCUUACACUGAGAAGAUGACGGUGCUGUUUGUCUACAAUGGUCCUCACAUGCUGGAGCCAAAUAGAUGGAAUCUGAAAGCUUUCCAGAGGCGGCGGCGCCGCAUUACAUUCACUCAGCCUCCUCAGUAAGGGAGGGCGAGGACUGCAUUCUGUUAUGUGCUGUGUAUGAUUAGGACUCGAUUGAAUAAAAGAUUCACUGAGACUAAAAUAGAUCGCUUAUUUUUGGAAACCUGAUGUUAUUGCGAAUGGGUUGUGAAUGGAGACCAUAACAACGUCUUUCUGUGGAUCAUCUGGUAGUCCGAGUUAAGUCUUCGUUGUUCUGUUGGACUUGAAUCUUUCACCACUCUGACCCAUUGUAUAUAUAAUUGAAAGUCAGAGAGGCACAACUGAAAAGGUUACCAAUCACAUGGCAAUUGUAAGCUUUGAUUGCAGAAUACCUUUAACUUUUUGAGCCUAAAACUGACUAGGUCUUCAGUCAGUUUUCUCCCGGUGUUAUGUUUAAUUUUUUAAAAAUCUACGGAAAUGUGUACUCUUAUGUAUAGUAAUUUAUGACAGGUCUAUUCAUUUUCUUCCUAUUAAAAAAAAUGACCUACUCUUCAGUUGGAAAUGGAAUUCUGUGGGCCUUUUAAGAAAAUUUUAUGAAACUUGAUACUGUUGUAUAGGUAUCUCAAAGGGGAAAAUAUUACUGGGGUUCAAAAAUAGUAACAUGGCUUGUUUCAGAUGCCACCAUGUGGCCACUAGAUGGUGCAAAACUGUGCAACCCAGAAAAGAAAAUCAAGUGCUGAGGGUUUUUAGAAGAACCCUAAAAAGUAAAUGUUGUGUGUAUUUUUUUUAAAAGUCAGUUGUAUUUUACAUCUUAAAUUUCUAAAAGCAUUUUUAUAAUUAUUUUUAGUAAGAUUUUUCUUAAGAUUUCAUAUGCUGGUUUCUACAAUUUAUAUUUGCAGUUUCUCAGUGUUAUGUAAAGAGCGAUGGAAAGCAUUGAUUUGUUUUAAGCCAUGUUUCUAGAACUUAAGCCUAAUAGUUCAUUCCUUACAGUAUUGAUCCUAUCUCCAUUAUCUAAGAAAAUAUAAACUUUUCUUUCUGCAUGAAAGAAUUUGGUAAAAAUUUAGUAUAGCAGAUAAUUUAAAUUAACAGUGCCAAAUAAGUUCUAUUCAUUUAAAAAAUAAAUCUAAAAAUGGACUAGUCCCAAGCCAUGUCUUUGAACAGUGAGUGAAUGAGAUCUCUGUCAGUAAAGACUUUUCUUUUUUAGCUUGGUAGCCUGCAUAAAUUGAAGAAUUGUAUGAAAUUUGGGUUUUGUAUAUUCUUAAAUAACCACUAAAUUUCUACUCUGUUUAGGUCAAAUUAAUGAAACGUAUGGUUAUGCCCUCUCACUUGGACAUUUUUUUUUCUCCAAGUCAAAUGCAUGUACUUUGAAAAAUUUCUUACUAGUGUGAACAAGUCAUGUAACCAUUGAACAAUCGGUGACACACUAGUAAAUGGAUAUUACCAAGUGUUUUUGUUUAAUAUUUUUUAUUUUCCACCAAAAUAUCUUCAUUAAUAUGUGCUUGGUGUAUUUUGUUUAUUGUCUUAGGGUCAUUUGUUUCUACAACGUAAAUAUCAGUGUGAAAAAAGUUUGAAAAUGUAGGCGUAUUUGAAAAUAAACUGGUUAUUCAGUUUACAUAUACUAACAGUUAUUCCGUAGCUUGUUUGUAAGCAUUUCUAUUCCUCUGCUGAACAAAAUGAAUAUGUGGUUUUACAUUGGAUUUUGAGCUGUGAAAGAUAAAUUAUGUAUUAUAUUAACAUACUAAAAAGAAUAAAAAAGCCUAGUACAUCUCAUCCACUUAAAACUUAACAUAUUUUCUGCAAAAGUUGAUUUUUAAUUAUGUACAAAUUGUAAGAACUUGAGGUAAAGGUUUGAUUUUACAAAAUAUAUAAGACCUUAAAGUGACAAGCAAGUAUUUUUAAUGACAGAAUCUUAUUUGUCUAAGGAGAGAGCCUCUUAAGUUUUUUUUAAGGAAAGGAAAUUUUUCAAAGCAAAAGGAAAGAUUUCUUGCUUCUUUCACAUGUCUUUUGGCUAUAUGCUUAUUUUCUUUGGAGUAUAUAUCUUUAGCUCGUGAAAAAUGUAAAUUUGUCCUGCUAUUGUUUGUCUCUCUGUGUGUAUAUAUCUGGGGGGGGAACCUCUGUGGAAAAUGCUACUUUGUUGGUAAUAAAUGCAUAUUUUCAUAUUC
Messenger RNA from Erinaceus europaeus (western European hedgehog), 5561 nucleotides. It is a transcript of the gene SMC5, whose product is annotated as structural maintenance of chromosomes 5. The record is from RefSeq and is a predicted model, not a curated record. Gene Ontology annotation, molecular function: ATP binding; ATP hydrolysis activity. Gene Ontology annotation, cellular component: Smc5-Smc6 complex. Gene Ontology annotation, biological process: double-strand break repair via homologous recombination. NCBI's taxonomy places the organism in Eukaryota, Metazoa, Chordata, Mammalia, Eulipotyphla, Erinaceidae. Bases 139 to 3483 code for a protein of 1114 amino acids. The transcript has 25 exons.